Molecule: messenger RNA, 732 nt
Organism: Condylostylus longicornis
Lineage: Eukaryota; Metazoa; Arthropoda; Insecta; Diptera; Dolichopodidae
Exons: 1
Coding region: 1-732 (243 amino acids)
Source: RefSeq, a predicted model, not a curated record
AUGCAAGAAAAAAUUAAGGAGCUAGAAGAAGAAGCUGCCAAAAUCGGACUUAAGAUCAACGCCAACAAGACGAAAUGCCUUAAAGUAAAUACAAAAUCAAAUACACCUCUCCAACUACAAAGCAGUACAAUAGAAGAUGUGCCACAAUUCAAUUACUUGGGCAGUAUCGUAGCAAAUGAUGGAGGUACAAAACAAGACAUUGAACACAGAUUGUCUAAGGCAAGAUCAACAUUUAACAGACUGUGGCAUGUCUGGAGGUCACCCUACUUGGCCAGAAGCACAAAAGUCAAAAUAUUCAACGCCUGUGUAAAAUCAACACUACUAUAUGGUUGUGAAACAUGGCAUAUAGACGCAAGCUAUAUCAAUAAAAUACAAGUAUACAUAAAUAAGUGUCUAAGAAUAAUAUGCAAAGUAUUCUGGCCCAUAAUUAUAACAAAUGAAGAACUCUGGGCGAUUACAGAACAGAAACCUAUAUGCACAACAAUAAAAGAAAGAAAAUGGAGAUGGUUAGGCCACACUCUGCAGAAAACAAACAACACAAUAUCGAAGCAAGCUCUAGAAUGGAAUCCGCAGGGAAAAAGAAGAGUGGGUAGACCUCGAAACACAUGGCGUAGAACAAUAUUAAAAGAAGUUGAAUCAAGCGGAAAGACUUGGUCAGAAGUAAAAUACCUAGCACAAAACAGAGUAAGAUUUAGAGGUUAUGUGGAAGCCCUAUGUUCCCAACGGGAAUGA